AUGGAUGUCGUCGACCCAGCUGCCACUGGCGGCACCACGAACGGGUCUGUCGACGACAUCUGCCCCGUCUGCAAGACCAUCCGCUACCUGAACAAAGACAUGGUGUUUCUUAUCAACCCCGAGUGCUACCACCCCAUGUGCUCCAACUGCGUCAACCGCCUCUUUGCCGGUCCCAACCAGUGCCCCUACGCCGGCUGCCACAAAACUCUGCGUCGCAAGGACUUUCGGAAACCAUUCUUUGACGACCUUGUUGUUGAGCGGGAAGUCGACUUGCGCCGACGAGUCGCGGCAGUCUUUAACCAAAGCCAGGACGACUUUGAGAGCCUCGACGACUACAACGAAUACCUUGAAAAGGUCGAGUCCCUGACCAUGGACCUCGUCGGCACGGUUGUGCCGGCGCGUCGCGCUGCCGAGGCCGAGCUGUCGCGGUGGGAGGCCGAGCACCGGGCCGAGAUUGACCGGAACCGCCGCCGCGGGGAGCGCGCCGACGAGCUCACAAAGGCGCGCAUGGCCACGGAGAAGGAGGCAGCACGCACUCGCCGGUUGGAAGCCCUGCGCCAAGACGAAGAGGAACGUCGGGCCAAGGUGCGCGCCCACGAGGCCGAUCUCGACAGUCUCAGCAAGGCACCUGACGACGACGGCGGCGUGGCAGCUGGGCGUAUCAUGCUCCGUCGCCGCGGCCAGCAACAGCGUGAGGGGCUCCUCAAUGCCGAGGAGCAGGCCUUGCUCAACCGGGACAACGCCUCCAAUGCACCGGGACUCACGAUCCGUGGUCUCAAGGACAAGCGCAAGAUUGCGGCGGCAGCAGCGGCAGCAGCCGACGGGCCUUACGAUCCAUACGAGGGCUUGGACCCGGCUCCCUCACGCUUCCGUGUGCAGCCCGGUGAGUAUCGCAACACUUGGUUGCAGGGCGCGCGCGAGCACAACAGUCAUGUGGUGGGCGGCUACGAUGUGCACGAGUACUGCGCGCGGGCACUGUUCGAGGCGUUCUCCGGUCUGGCCGUCUUUGUCGACGACGAAAAAGAGACGGGCCGCGAAGGGUCGUCUGCCGUGGGCGUGGCAACGUACGGUGCAUCAUUGGCAGCUGGGGACCCAUCCAAUGUACCCAUCAAGAUGUAG
Messenger RNA from Sporothrix schenckii 1099-18, 1119 nucleotides. RefSeq names its product CDK-activating kinase assembly factor MAT1. The record is from RefSeq and is a predicted model, not a curated record. The coding region runs from base 1 to 1119 and encodes 372 amino acids. Gene Ontology annotation, cellular component: transcription factor TFIIH holo complex. Gene Ontology annotation, molecular function: cyclin-dependent protein serine/threonine kinase activator activity. The transcript has a single exon. NCBI's taxonomy places the organism in Eukaryota, Fungi, Ascomycota, Sordariomycetes, Ophiostomatales, Ophiostomataceae. Gene Ontology annotation, biological process: nucleotide-excision repair; regulation of transcription by RNA polymerase II; positive regulation of cyclin-dependent protein serine/threonine kinase activity.